Messenger RNA from Aricia agestis (brown argus), 4171 nucleotides. It is a transcript of the gene flfl, whose product is annotated as serine/threonine-protein phosphatase 4 regulatory subunit 3. Gene Ontology annotation, molecular function: protein phosphatase activator activity. Lineage: Eukaryota; Metazoa; Arthropoda; Insecta; Lepidoptera; Lycaenidae. The record is from RefSeq and is a predicted model, not a curated record. The transcript has 10 exons. Gene Ontology annotation, cellular component: protein phosphatase 4 complex; nucleoplasm. The coding region runs from base 354 to 2717 and encodes 787 amino acids. Gene Ontology annotation, biological process: DNA damage response; protein dephosphorylation.
UUUCACCUUAGAUACAUUAAUGUAUUUAUUUGAAUUGUGCUUUGUAGUAUAAAUUAAGUGUAGUGAGUGGCUUACAGAUUGUAUUGUUUUGUUUGUGAUUUUGGAAGAUUUUUGCGAUAGUUUAUAAAUAAAUGUUAUUAAUUCGUAAGUUACUCAGCUGAUAAAUAAUUAUAUCACCUUAACGUGUAACGAAUGAAAGCGAAGUAUUUCUCUGUAAGGAGUCAAGAUCGAGAGAAUAAGUAUAUGAUAAUACAAAUGGGAGUAAAAUAAUAACAUAAACGGGUGCAAUAUAUUAGCGCCACUAUAAUUGAUUCCAUUCUUGAAUAUAUAUAGAGAUACUUGCACUGACUAUCAUGACAGACACUAGACGAAGAGUAAAGCUUUACGCUCUGAAUGCUGAUAGACAGUGGGAUGAUAGAGGGACUGGUCAUGUAUCCUCAUGCUAUGUAGAGAGACUAAAAGGUACAUCACUGUUAGUGAGAGCAGAAUCUGAUGGAACACUCCUGCUGGAGAGUAAAAUACAACCUGAUACAGCUUAUCAGAAGCAGCAAGAUACUUUAAUAGUAUGGUCAGAGGGUGAUAAUUUUGAUUUAGCAUUGAGUUUUCAAGAAAAAGCCGGUUGUGAUGAAAUUUGGGAGAAAAUUUGUCAGGUGCAGGGAAAGGACCCAUCUGUUGAAAUAACUCAGGAUAUAGUAGAAGAGUCAGAAGAUGAACGCUUUGAUGAAAUGUCUGAUAGUGUCCAACCGGUGGAGCUUCCUGCAUGUGAAAUGGGACGGUUGGAAGAUAUAAGUGAGCUCGUGAAUAGUUGUCUGGUGUCACCGGCAAGGAAGGACAAACUAGCAGCAGCUUUAGAAAGUCAGCAUUACAUUAAAAAACUGCUUAAUAUCUUUCACAUGUGCGAAGACAUUGAAAACAUUGAAGGAUUGCACCAUCUCUAUGAGAUAUUCAAGAGUAUAUUUAUUUUGAAUAAAACUGCACUGUUUGAAACAAUGUUUGCAGAUGAUACAAUAUUUGAUGUUGUGGGCUGUUUAGAGUAUGAUCCGAGUUUACCACAGCCAAAAAAGCACCGGGAGUACCUAAAAGAAUUAGCUAAAUUUCGUGAGGCCAUACCAAUUAAAAAUAAAGAUUUGCUAGCAAAAAUUCAUCAAACCUACAGAGUGCAGUAUAUCCAGGACAUUGUUUUGCCCACUCCAACAGUUUUCGAGGAUAAUUUACUGAGCACACUGACAAGUUUUAUAUUUUUUAAUAAAGUAGAAAUAGUGAAGCUUAUAGAGGAGGACGACAAGUUUCUUACUGACCUUUUUAAGUUGUUGAUGGAUGACAAAACUCCCGAUCUGAAGAGGCGAGACCUGGUUUUAUUUUUGAAAGAGUUUUGUAAUUUUUCACAAAAUCUACAGCCACAAGACAAGGAUGCAUUUUAUAAGACUUUGGUUUCAUUGGGAGUUCUGCCUGCUUUAGAAAUUACAUUAAGUAUAGAUGAUCAGAAAACCAAGACUGCAUCUAUCGAUAUACUCACAUACAUAGUUGAGUUUUCCCCGUCGGUUGUGAGGGACUAUACAUUGCAGCAAGCAAAUAGUACUGAAGAGGAGCAGAUGCUAUUAAAUAUAGUGAUAGAACAAAUGCUCAGGGAUCAAGACCCUGAGUUGGGGGGAGCUGUGCAGCUUAUGGGUGUCCUACGUAUACUACUUGAUCCAGAGAGCAUGUUAGCUUCGGUGAACAAAAGUGAAAAGGCAGAUUUUCUCAACUUUUUCUACAAACACAGUAUACAAACUUUAAUAGCACCAUUAUUAGAAAAUACCACAGGAGAUAAACCAGUGAAAGAGGAUUAUCACACAGUCCAACUACUAGGGCUUGUACUGGAGCUGUUGUCGUUUUGUGUUGAACAUCACACAUACCACAUAAAGACGUGUAUAUUAAAUAAGGAUCUGCUACGUCGUAUACUCGUAUUAAUGAGAUCAACACACACUUUCUUAGUGCUUGGCGCACUCAGGUUUAUGAGGAAAAUCAUAGCACUAAAAGACGAGUACUACAACAGAUAUAUAAUCAAAGGGAAUUUGUUUGCGCCAGUGAUUGACGCAUUUCUCAGGAACAAUGGAAGGUAUAAUUUGCUGGAUUCUGCAAUAUUAGAGCUGUUUGAAUUCAUCAAGUUGGAGGAUAUUAAAUCGCUAUGUUCCCAUGUUGUGGAAAACUAUGGGAAGAUUUUAGAAGAUGUAGAGUAUGUGCAGACGUUUAAAGCUUUAAAAACUAGGUAUGAUCAGCAUCAGGAUAAACUGAAAGAGAGAGAAAGAGUGAGUGGUAGUGUGGGUGUAGCGGAGGCUGUCGUACCGUCGCUGCUGCGGGCGCGGUACCGGCGCGAGGCUCGUCAGCCCGACGACGAGGAGGAGAUGUGGUUCAACGACGACGACGAGCUAGACGACGACGCGCCGCUCGACACGCCGCAGCCCCACGCGCAUCACGCGCUAGACGCCAUCGGCAAAAUCGUUGAAAAGAAAGUGUGCUUGAGUACGGAGAGUGUGAACGGUCCGAGCAGAGUAUUGCUCACCACCACGGCCGCGAGCAAACCCACGCACACCGACGUUCAGGUAUCCACGCCCACAUUACUCAAUAAGGGUCUCGUGGAUUACGACGGAGACUCGGACGAGGAGGAGGAGAGCGGGGGCAGCACCAGUGCGGGCACGGCCGAGGAACGCGAAGCGAAGCGACCGCGCCUCGCGUAGUGCAUUCCAUCCUCAACGUUUCAAGGAAUAUAAGAACAGACGUCUCGCGAAGAUUGUGCAGUAAGGAAAACAACAGUAUUCAAAAAUUAUUUCAGCUACUAGUUGUUAAUUUUUGUUAAAUUAAACCUUGUGAUUUACUUUUAAAUGAGAUCGCUGGUACUGACCAGAAAAGGUAAUGAUUCGAUUGCAGAUAUCUGAAUUGUUUAGUAGGGUUCAGAUAGAAGAGUGUUCGGACUUAUUUGUCGUUCUUCGGCGACACGCGAAAACAACAAAAAUAUUUCACACGUUUUUUAUUGUAGAAAUGACAAACAAAAAUUAGCAGAUCAGUCAUAAUAAUUAUUAUCCUAUUAUAAAAUACAUAUUUUUUUCAAUAUACAUCUCAACCCUCACUGCUCUCUUAUGAAAAGAAAAAUCACUGUAAAUAUAGCUUCACUUGCCAAAAAAGGCAGGUUAAUUUUGAAUAUUAUCGUCAUUUAGAACAAAAAUAUACUAAUAAUUUAUUGGUUAGGUUACUUCUUUGACAGUAAAAGUACAAACAAUUUGGGUGGAAGGGGAAGGUACGGAAUAGAACACCACAGGACAUUAUUAGGUGUGUAAUAUACGUAUUUAUAAAGAAUGUAGCUUAGCAUAGUUCUUAUGAUUUUAUGAGGGCACCUGAACUUUAUUAGUAGCGACACGUGAUUUUGCGGACGCGCACGUAAAAGUGCGUGCACGACGCACGCUGGACGCACAUGUAUAAUUGCUGCGAGUAAAGUUUAUGCGCCCUUGUCAAUUGCAACAAUUUAUAGUUCAUUACGGUAUAGUUGCUGUGGAAUUGCUUUACACUUGUUACGAGUAAUAUUAUUAAUAGUAUUCCCAAACUAUAUUAUUAUAGUUUGAUUACUAUUAUAAUGGAUGUAGGUUACGGAAAAUUUCGGCCAUUGACGUUUUCAAAUAAUAAAUGGUUCCGAACCUUUUAUGACUUCAAACAAAAAUAUUAUUUUAUUGUUAAUUAUUAAUUUAUUCAAAAUAAUGCUAAAUAUAAUCGAACAAACUUUACGUGCAUGUUACAAUCGGGCUUUUAUAUGAUAGUUAUUAAUUACUAUUUACUAACGAUGUAUCAAACACGUCGGUUUCUGAAAUAAAUUCGAAUUAAAUAAUAAAUUUGUCAGUUCUGGCGCUGGAGGCCACGCUACUUUUGUAAACGAUACAAAGAUAAUAUUAUUAUGUUUGUGCUUGGGUGAAAAAAAAGUAAUGCUAGGUUAAUGGCCAAAUUUCUCUGUCAUCCAUGUCCCGACUACAGUUGGACUUUUUUAUCAUUCUUUGACGUUGCGUUAUUUUAUUCAAAUCAAAAAUAUAUUUUGAAGACAUGAGUGGAUGAACCGGGUAACUAACAUUUUACAACAUAAGGGAAGUUACUCAUCUUUUCCCUAAUAAUUUGAACAAACCCUGUAAUUUACCUUGUUCAUCAUAUU